Messenger RNA from Saxophila tyrrhenica, 1401 nucleotides. RefSeq names its product phenylalanyl-tRNA synthetase alpha subunit, mitochondrial (gene MSF1). Gene Ontology annotation, cellular component: mitochondrion; cytoplasm. The coding region runs from base 1 to 1401 and encodes 466 amino acids. Gene Ontology annotation, molecular function: ATP binding; phenylalanine-tRNA ligase activity; tRNA binding. The transcript has 2 exons. NCBI's taxonomy places the organism in Eukaryota, Fungi, Ascomycota, Dothideomycetes, Mycosphaerellales, Extremaceae. The record is from RefSeq and is a predicted model, not a curated record. Gene Ontology annotation, biological process: phenylalanyl-tRNA aminoacylation.
AUGCAUGCUCACGAUCGCACCUUCUUGCUUUACCUACGAGCGUUCGGGCGCUUCUGCGGCAGCAAGCCGCUUCUCGACAGUACUCUUCGGUCAAUCAUCGCCCAGUAUGACCGACGACUCCACGCGCAACCCAAUCACCCGCUCUCCAUCACCAGGAAGCUGAUCGAGUCGUGCUUCCCUGGCUUCCAAAACCACAACGAGCUACCCGGCGUGGUCACUGUGAAUCAGAACUUCGACUCAUUAGGCUUUGCUCCAGACCACCCUGGACGAAACAGGAGCGACACCUACUACAUCAACAAGGACACACUCUUACGAACCCACACUUCCGCCCACGAAGUCGACGUAUUCCGUGCCAACACCAGUGAUGGCUACACAAUCGCCGCAGACGUCUACCGACGGGAUGCAGUAGACCGCACGCACUACCCCAUCUUCCACCAAAUGGAGGGCGCAUUAACCUGGGACAAAAGCAAAUUCAACUCUCAAGACGACUUCCUCCAUCAACUCCAAACAGACCUGAACAACUUCAACCCUCCCAACGUCGAAGUCGAAGAUCCGAACCCGCCGUUCCAGAGUUCGAACCCACUGCAAGAAAAGUACCACUCCGCCAUUGAAGCUGAACUCAUCGGAGCGCAUCUCAAACGCAAUCUCGAGAAAAUGGCCGUCACCAUCUUCACCGAAGCUGACAAAGCGCUCAAAGCGUCUGGGCAGGAAGCCGCGCCGGAAGAUAAAGAUCCGCUGAAGUUGCGGUGGGUGGAAGCUUUCUUCCCACAUACUUCACCUUCCUGGGAACUGGAAGUGUGGUGGCGAGGAGACUGGCUGGAGGUACUGGGGUCUGGAGUAAUCGAUCAACCACUUCUGAUCCGUGCAGGCGUGCCAACGCGGGUAGGCUGGGCGUUUGGGUUGGGGUUAGAGAGGUUGGCGAUGCUGUUGUUUGGGAUCCCGGACAUUCGGUUGUUCUGGAGCAAAGACUCUCGCUUCCUGAAUCAGUUUGAUGAGAAGAAGCCUAUCCAGCGAUUCCAACCGUUCAGCAAAUAUCCUGCUGCGCCACGAGAUGUCGCUUUCUGGCUGCCGAAGUCAGGUCCUGUCGUGGCGGAGACGCCAGCCGCGAGCUCGUCAACACCAUCACCAGCGGGAGGCAAAGAGACCGAGCCGACGCUGAGCGAGAGUCCAGCUUUCCACGAGAAUGACCUGAUGGAGGUUGUGCGCGGUACUGCGGGCGACAGCGUGGAAGACGUGACGUGCAUCGACAACUUCACUCAUCCAAAGACUGGACGGCAGAGCUUGUGCUAUAGGGUGACAUACCGAAGCCUGGAGAAGACGUUGACGAACGAGGAGGCGAACGCGUUGCACGAGGAGAUCAGGAAGGAGCUCGUAUCUCGCUUUGGGGUGGAGUUGCGAUAA